Molecule: messenger RNA, 3350 nt
Organism: Alnus glutinosa
Lineage: Eukaryota; Viridiplantae; Streptophyta; Magnoliopsida; Fagales; Betulaceae
Product: BTB/POZ domain-containing protein NPY1
Exons: 4
Coding region: 1155-2999 (614 amino acids)
Molecular function (GO): protein binding
Source: RefSeq, a predicted model, not a curated record
UGUCCAAAGCUCCAAAGAAAAGGACUCGUCCUUUGUCAUUAAAACUGAAAUUUUCCUCAUUUCAACCACAUGAUUUGUCAGCCCAAAACCCACGUAUAUUCAAUCCUCCAUUAUGAUGAAACCAAAAUUCUCCGGCUUUGUGGUCCAAAAUGUGACUAGCCAGAUAUCAAAUGGUUCUGGAAGAACUUGAAAAUGGCAGGCAUGAAAAUACAGGGGAGAGACGGGGGGCAAAAGGGUGACAGUAGAGAGGGUGGCGUGCUUUAGCGGCAGAGAAAAAGCUCCUUUUAAGAGUGACUCUGACUCUCAGCCACCCUGUGAAGCACAGUCCCCUACUUCCUAUACACAAACCUCAGUACACACUUCGCUUACUCAAGGAGCCCCUGUAUUUUCCUCCUCAUUUAUUGUUAUUAUUUUUUUCCUUGCUUUUGUUUGUUGGUUGCCUUUUGUUGUUUGGGUCUUUGGCCUUCUGCAAGAUUCAGGGCUAGGAGAGACAACUGUGCCAGACGCUCAGAGGAGGGUCGAAGGGGCAUUGAGAUUUGCGCCAAAAAAGAGAGAGGAAGAUCUUGAGCGGAUCAGGAUGAUUUAAAGUAAAGGCGGCGAGAAUUUAUGAGCUUUUUAGAGAGAGAGGUUCCAUUCUAGUUUCUCUCUCUGACGCCAAUUAAUCUCUCUCUUACUCUCUCUUUACUAGAGCUUUUAUUUUAUUUUUCUCUCUCUGUGACGCCAUUUUCUUCCUCUGUGUGUGUUCUGCAAGCCAUUUCUCCAUAGGGUUUUUUCGUGCUCGAAGUUUGUCUUUCGUUUUCUCUCUCUACAAGCGUCAUCUACGUCAUCAUAGAGCCUCGGAGUCAAUGGGUACAGCUCGAAUAUCGAGGCGGGGGUAUAAUGGGAGAGUCUGUCUCGGUCCGGUGUUUGUCAUGGUCUAGUGGACUGAGUGAAGUUUUUUAGGUAGAGGAAGUCGCGCAAGAACGCCAUUUCUGGACUCGGUUUUUGGUUUCUUCAUCUGGGGUUUUCUCAGAAUCCGCCAUUUUAGAGAGAGAAAGUUGGGGGGUUGGGUGUGGGCAGCUUCGCUGGAAACAGAGGGAUUGGUUUGGUGUGUUUGCGGAGUAGGUUUUCUUGUGAUUUGUGGCACUUCCGAGAGGUAUUUUUGGGUGAGCAAAAUGAAGUUUAUGAAAUUGGGCUCGAAGCCUGAUGCAUUUCAAGCGGAAGGGAAAGCUGUCAGAUACGUGUCAUCUGAAUUGGCAACGGAUGUCAUCAUAAAUGUUGGUGAAGUGAAGUUUUACCUUCACAAGUUCCCUCUCUUGUCCAAGAGCAACUGCCUGCAGAAACUUGUGUCGAAGGCCAGUGAGGAGAAUGAUGACGAAAUUCAUAUUGUUGAUUUUCCCGGUGGGCCAAAAGCCUUUGAAAUUUGUGCAAAGUUCUGCUAUGGAAUGACUGUUACUCUCAAUGCUUAUAAUGUUGUGGCUGCUCGUUGCGCAGCUGAGUUCCUCGAGAUGACUGAGGAUGUUGAUCGAGGAAACCUAAUAUUUAAAAUUGAGGUGUUUCUCAACUCAAGUAUCUUCCGCAGCUGGAAAGAUUCCAUUAUUGUUCUCCAAACCACUAAGUCUCUUCUUCCGUGGUCUGAGGAUCUGAAAAUUGUUGGAAGAUGCAUAGAUUCCAUUGCCUCUAAAACUUCUGUGGAUCCUAUGAACAUCACUUGGUCCUACACAUAUAACCGGAAAUUAGCAGGGCCUGAUAGGAUCAUUGAGGAUGGAGUGAAGUUCCCAGAGAAAAUGGAAUAUAUUCCAAAGGAUUGGUGGGUUGAAGACAUAUGUGAGCUGGAGAUUGAUCUUUACAAGCGAGUGAUGAUCACUGUCAAAUCAAAAGGAAGAAUGGAUGGUACUGUGAUUGGUGAGGCACUAAAAACUUAUGCAAUUAGAUGGUUGCCAGAUUCUGUCGACACAUUGGUUUCUGAUGCUCAUGCCUGGAGGAACAAAUCUUUGGUUGAAACAAUCGUUUGCUUAUUGCCAUCUGACAAAGGUUUGGGUUGUUCGUGUAGUUUCUUGCUAAAAUUGUUGAAAGUUGCAAUUUUAGUUGGAGCAGACGAGUCAUCAAGGAAAGAUUUGGUGAAUAAGAUCAGCCUGAAGCUGCCUGAAGCUUCUGUAAAAGACUUAUUGAUCCCAGCUCGGUCUCCCCAAAUUACCAUAUAUGAUGUUGAGUUGGUGCAAUGCAUUGUGAAUCGAUUUUUGAUGAAUGAAAAGCCUAAUAGGGAUAUGGAUGUUGAGAAGAAUGAGAAGGGGACUGAUAAUUUUGUCUCGGAACUUGGAUCCUUGUUGAAUGUUGUUGGUAAACUGAUUGAUGGAUAUCUUGCGGAAAUUGCACGUGAUCGAAACCUCACGCUCUCUAGCUUCUUUGACUUAUCACAGAUGAUUCCAGAGUUGGCGAGACCAAUUCAUGAUGGAUUAUACAAGGCUAUUGACAACUACCUGAAGGAGCAUCCUAGUUUAACAAAAGCUGAAAGGAAGAAGUUAUGUGGACUUAUUGAUGUCAAGAAACUGUCUAUGGAUGCAUCCAUGCAUGCUGCACAGAAUGAGCGCCUCCCACUUCGGGUUGUUGUCCAAGUUCUCUUUUUUGAGCAGGUUAGAGCAUCUGCUAGUGUUCGGUCCCUUAACAACAAUUCUGGCGACGCUUCACGUUCGACGACUAAUACAGAUGAAGAAGGUGAGAUGACAGCAGCUGAAAACUGCAGAACCCUCAAGAAGCAGAUGAGUCAAAUGAGGAUAAAAGGAGAUGAGUUUCGGAAGAAAUUGGCUAAGAAGAACAGUAAAAACAGCCGAAGUGGCAUACAGUUGCUGCCAUCCCGGUCCAAGCGAAUAUUCGAUAAACUGUGGGCUGUGGGUAAAGGACACGGAGACAACCGAAGCUCCGAGACAUCCGGGAGUUCUCAAAGCCCGACUUCAUUGGUUCCUGGAGACACCAAAUCCUCUGCUUCAGCUUCAAGACACAGGAGGCAUUCCAUCUCCUAGAAAUGAAUUUGGGAUUCAUUCAGAUCAAAACAAGUGAAGAAGAUUCAAUCUGCCUUUUAAGUGUAAAAAGUGGUAGGUUUUUGUUAUAGCAUAUGAUGGGUUCUGAUUGUUUAGCUGCAAAAUAUUCUGAAAGGGGUGUACUGCAGAAAAGAAAAGAAAAGAAAAAGUAAUGAGCCUUUUUGGUUCUUCCUAACAUAUGUUGGCUCCAAAUUGUAAGAUAUUUCUUUUCUAUAAAAGUCCAUGUAGGUCAAUGAUGUUAUUGAUGUAGGGCUCUUUAUUCUUUAUUGAUGCUUGAUGGUUUCCUUGUACAGGAUCUUGAUUCCUUACAUUAAAGGUGACAAUUCUUGAAAA